ACAAAGCAGUCUUGAAACCGAUUUUGUCGCGGUUAGACGUGUUAUUGUGCUUGAUUUUCGCUUCGUUUUUUUUUGUUGCCGCUUGUUUGUUAAGUGCUUUUUAAUUGUGCAAAAUGGCCAUCCCACAACCGCAGGUUAAAUUCACACAAAUCUUCAUUAACAACGAGUUCGUAAAUGCCGUCAGUGGAAAAACGUUCCCCACGAUAAACCCGGCAACCGGUAAAAAAAUCGCCGAUGUUGCCGAGGGCGAUAAGGCCGAUGUCGAUCUGGCGGUCGCGGCCGCCAAGGCUGCCUUCGAGAGGAAAUCGGUCUGGCGCCAAAUGGAUGCCUCGGCUCGAGGAAAACUGCUUCACAAACUGUGUGACCUGAUGGAGAAAAACCUAGAAUACUUGGCCGCUUUGGAAUCGCUGGACAAUGGCAAACCGUACGCGAGCGCGGUCUACGAUGUGCACGCGUCGGUCGCCUCUCUCCGAUAUGCUGCUGGCUGGGCCGAUAAGAUCAGUGGAGACACUCUGCCCUCGGAUGGACCUCAUUUGACCUACACCAGAAAGGAACCGGUCGGUGUGGUGGGACAGAUUAUUCCCUGGAACUAUCCGAUGCUGAUGCUGGCCUGGAAAUGGGGACCGGCUCUAGCAACCGGUUGUACGAUCGUAAUGAAACCGGCAGAGCAGACUCCAUUGACGGCACUGUACCUGUGCUCGUUGGCCAAGGAAGCCGGUUACCCGGCCGGUGUAAUCAAUAUGGUUCCCGGGUAUGGAGCAACCGCUGGAAAUGCCAUCACCGUUCAUCCGGAUAUCAAAAAAGUCGCUUUCACUGGGUCGGUGGAAGUUGGCAAGAAAAUCAUGGCCGGUGCUGCUGGCACUCUGAAAAAGGUUUCGCUGGAACUGGGAGGAAAAAGCCCGCUGGUUAUCUGUGAUGAUGUUGAUGUCAAUGAAGCAGCACAAAUUGCCUUCGCGGGUGUGUUCGAAAACAUGGGCCAGUGUUGUAUCGCUGCAACGCGUACUUUUGUUCAGGAAGGAAUUUACGAUGCAUUUGUGAAGAAGGCGGCUGAACUGGCCAAGUCCCGCAAGGUCGGAUGCCCGUUCGCUCAAGACACUCAACAUGGACCGCAAAUUGACGAUACCCAGUUCAAAAAGAUUUUGCGUUAUAUCGAAAUUGGCAAGAAGGAGGGAGCCAACCUGGUCACUGGUGGAGUUCAAGUCGGUACCGAAGGAUACUUUAUCGAACCAACAGUAUUUUCGAAUGUCACCGAUGACAUGACCAUCGCUAAGGAGGAAAUCUUCGGGCCGGUGCAGAGCAUCAUCAAAUUCAAAACUCUGGAUGAAGUGAUUGAUAGGGCGAACGCCACCAGCUUCGGAUUGGCUGCCGGUAUCGUAACAAAGAGCCUGAACAAUGCCAUCCUGUUCAGCAAUGCCGUCGAAGCUGGUUCGGUUUGGGUUAACACCUAUCUGGCCGUUCACGUUCAAGCACCGUUCGGAGGGUACAAACAGUCCGGAAUUGGACGUGAAAUGGGCAAGGAUGGCAUGGAAUUGUAUCUGGAAACGAAGACCGUCUCCAUCAGACUACCUUCGAAGGUGUAAGCUAGAAUUGUGCUUUUCGUUUUCAUUUUUGUUUUCUACUCAGGCAGUGUAU
Molecule: messenger RNA, 1632 nt
Organism: Sabethes cyaneus
Lineage: Eukaryota; Metazoa; Arthropoda; Insecta; Diptera; Culicidae
Product: aldehyde dehydrogenase, mitochondrial-like
Exons: 2
Coding region: 114-1580 (488 amino acids)
Molecular function (GO): aldehyde dehydrogenase (NAD+) activity
Source: RefSeq, a predicted model, not a curated record